GAGAUGAGAUGAAUUAUAUAUAUCACGGCCGAUAUACCCGAAAUAUUCGAAAGCCAGAUUUACUUGUGCCAAGACGUGUCAAUGAAGACGGAAGUUUCAACACAUUUUCAUUACCACAUUUUUAUAAUCGUGCUGAAGUGACUGAGAGAAAAAAAAGAUCUAUAGAUUCAAGUGUGGAUAAGUUACAUUUAAUGCUGCCUUUUCAUGGAGCUGAUCAUCAUGUUGAGUUGAUGCCAUAUCAUGAAUUCAUUUCACCGGAAAUGGUUAUUGAGACGAGGGGCGACGGGCCAGUUAACGACUUGAAUGCAAGACUGAGGUUCAAAAGGGUAUCAGAAAAUCAGUGUCAUUACAGAGGUUUUGUGAGGGGCCAUUCACACUCCCGGGCUGCAUUGUCCUUCUGUGAUGGAGUGGCUGGAUAUAUUCAGACGGAUCAUGGAAGAUAUUUCAUCGAGCCAAUGAGUGAAUCAAAGCCGGGAAAUGACGGUCAGCAUGUGCACAUGAUUUACAAAAACCAAGCGCCACAUGAAAAGGAUUCGCCAGAGCAUUUCUGCGGAACUGGGGAUGACUGGAGAUCUGCGUGGGCGGAGCAACUGGUCAAGAAGAAUCAACGUUCCCUGGAAGUUGGUAAUUCAAAAUCAUUGAAACGUGCUGAUACGAAGAAUCUAAAUUCCGGGACGCACAGUAUUCAUCGUUUCAUUGAGCUGGGAGUUGUUGCGGAUAAAAAAUUCCUCGAUUUUUAUGCGGGGAGCGAUUAUGAGAAGUAUUUACUCACGAUUAUGAAUAUGGUCUCCGAUUUCUAUCAUGAUUCUUCUGUGGGCAAUCAAAUCGACGUCGUUGUUGUAAAGAUAACUUAUCUUGAAGCUGAAAAGAAAGAGAUUGACUUGUCGAUUUCACCAAAAGCAGAGAAAACACUCGAGAGUUUCGCAGCUUGGUCAGAAAAAAUGAAUCCAAAAGACCGCACCCAUCCAAAUCAUUUCGAUAUAUCAGUUCUCAUUACCCGCCAUGAUAUAUGCUCUGAGGAGUCUGGGUGCACUUUGAUGGGAUUAGCGUAUGUCGCGGCCGCGUGCGAUCCUCCGAAAGCGGCAGCCAUCAAUGAAGACUCGGGUCUUCUCCUUGGAAUUGUGACAGCUCACGAAAUUGGUCAUGUAAUGGGCUGCUCACAUGAUGAAGAAAAUGUCAGUGGGUGUUCUCCCCAGGAUAAAGAUCAAAGUUACUUCCUUAUGUCUCCCAUCGUCUUCAUUUACACACUGCGAUGGUCCACGUGUAGCCGAAAGUUCAUAACGAACUUGCUUGAGAGUGGUUUAGGAGAAUGCUUGAACAAUGACCCAAGAAAUCCACCAGCAAAGUAUAAACUUCCUGAUAUGCUUCCGGGAGCAAUGUAUGAUGCGAAUUUUCAAUGCAGCCUUGAUGAAAAAACAUCAGUUCUCUGCGAACGGGGGCAGGGCUUGAACUGUGAGCAGUUGUGGUGCAAAAAUGGCACUACCUGUUUCUCAAGAAAUGCACCUCCAGCAGAAGGUACUAAGUGUGCGGAAAAUAAGUGGUGUAUAAAAAAAAAAUGCGUUGACAUGGGCUCAAGACCAGCGUCUGUGCACGGUGGAUGGGGUGAUUGGGGUUCGCAAAGUGCGUGUUCGAGAACCUGCGGUGGUGGUGUAAAGGUCACUGAACGCGAAUGUAAUAAACCUCCACCCUCAAACGGUGGCAGAUACUGCAUUGGAGAAAGAAAAAAAAUUACAAUAUGUAAUACUUCGCCGUGCGAUCCAUACACACCAAAUUUUCGAGCUAUCCAAUGUUCUGAGUUCGACACAAAGCCAAUUUUGACUGAUGGAUUGCAUCGGUGGAAACCCUUUUACAGAGAUGAUAUUGACAUGUGUGCAUUAUACUGUAUGAAUGAGAGGAAUACUUUCGUUAAAUUAGCGCCAACAACUAAAGAUGCAACACCCUGCAAAGCAGGAACCAAUUAUAUGUGCAUUUCUGGAUCAUGCAGAAAAGUUGGAUGUGAUUGGCAAUUAGAUUCUGAUGCAAUAGAAGACAAGUGUGGUGUUUGCAAGGGCGAUGGUACCCAGUGCAGUCCUGUGGAGGGAGAAUAUACUAAGACGCAACUCAAGGAUUACCAACCAGUGAUAACAAUUCCGAAAGGUGCCCGAAGUAUUCGCAUAGUAGAGAAGGCAUCAUGUGAGAAUACACUUGCAUUGCGGACAGAAAAGGACGCCACAUUUUGUUUAAAUGCUAAUCACAAAGAGCAAAAGAAUGGUGAGUACGACUGUGGUGGUACAUCAUUGAUGUACACUCAUCCUGAAGGAGAUCGUGAAGAAAUUGACAUAAAAGGACCACUUGUAGAAAACAUCGAACUCAUGUAUACGUUCUUUCGCCCGAGAGAGAAUCCGGGUGUCAAGUACACGUGGUACGUCAUGUCCGGCGCUAAACCCGAUUACGUACCGAAGUAUGCAUGGGAUUUUACUGAAUGGUCAAAAUGUGAUGCAAAAUGUGGCGGUGGAACUAUGAACUCAGAACCGUCUUGUAUUGAACAGCAGAAUGGAAUAGUUUCAGCGAAUUUUUGUCAAAACUUACCCAAGCCGGAGCCCAAGAUAAGAGUAUGCAAUGAGCAGCCCUGUCCAGCCAAGUGGAGAGUCAGUCAAUGGAGUAAGUGUAAUGCAUGCGAUGGUAAAAAAGGUACGAAGCAUCGUAAAGUUCAGUGUGUAAAACCUGCGGCUCAUCCUGGUGGUGAUGAUGUUCAAGCAGAUUUCAAAGUGUGCAAGGGACGCGUCCCGAAGCAGAAGGAAGAUUGCGUCGGUAAAAGGCCAUGUAAAACAAUGUGCCCGAAGAAGACGCGACAAUCUAACGAAUUGUCUAGUGAUGUUGAGGCCAAUAACGAUCAAUCUAUUAAAAUUUUACAAUCGCAAUACCUGAAACACGGAGAGAAUGAAUUGGAUAAUGACGAAAAAGUAAAAGAUCAUGAGGAAAAACGAACAUGCCACGACAAUGAUAAUUUUUCCAGACCAAUAGAGGAAGAUAUUGAAUUCAGGAAAUUCAGUACACCGAAACCUGGAUCAAUUAUUCAGGAUCAUAAUCCAGCUGAAACGGCUGUAUUGUAUGAAGUGCCAGUGAAAGACGAUUCUCUUCAAUUCAAUUUAUCGGAUACAGCAUUUCAUGAUUUCGGAAAAUCAUUACCUAUCGAGCUCGACACGUCUCGGGAAACAAUGUACACAGGUGCAGAAGCCCUUAAACUCAUCCACAAUAUGGCUAACGGUAACAUGACACAAAAUGGUGACCGUAAUUACACGGAAGUUGACCAACUCCGAUAAGAGGACUAAUGGAAUGAA
Molecule: messenger RNA, 3320 nt
Organism: Fopius arisanus
Lineage: Eukaryota; Metazoa; Arthropoda; Insecta; Hymenoptera; Braconidae
Product: A disintegrin and metalloproteinase with thrombospondin motifs 12-like
Exons: 15
Coding region: 9-3302 (1097 amino acids)
Biological process (GO): extracellular matrix organization; proteolysis
Cellular component (GO): extracellular matrix
Molecular function (GO): metalloendopeptidase activity
Source: RefSeq, a predicted model, not a curated record